GUAGAUAGCGUCAACGACGUUUCAAAAAUCAAGAAAUUUCUAUCCAAGACCCACACCCAACCCGAAACUAUCGUAGACGGCGAGGGUAAUAGAAUAGAAACAAUCGAGGUAACACUAAGGUUCCUAAUCAAUGCUCACUUCCCAUCGAACACAUCGACAUUGAACGAUGUCAUGACAGAUAGGGAAGAAAGAUCAGAUGAACCAAUUAUUGACAAGUCAAUGGUGCAACGUAAAUGUAUUUUUUACGAUGAAGUCAAGCUGACAUAUUUUCCCGAAGAGUACACAUUUUCGUCGUGCAUGAAGGAGUGCCGUAUGAAAAAGGCCAUUAAGCUAUGUAAAUGCUUGCCACCGUUCUAUAAGCCGGUCGUCAAUGUAAGAAUGUGUGGCCUCAACGAUAUGGAUUGCCUAACGGAAUAUCGUAAUAAUAUAACGAACAUCAAGGAUUGCAUGCAAUGCGAAUUGAGCUGUUCGAAAACGGUCUAUAAUAUUGAGAAAUUGAUUAAAAACAUUGAACGUCCCGAUGCCCCCGGGGUCUUGGUGGAAUUUCUAACCUGGCCCAUUAUCCGUUACAAACGUGAAGUAUUAUUCGGUUGGGUUGAUCUGUUGGUAUCAUUUGGUGGUAUUGCCAGUUUAUUUUUGGGUUUCUCUUUGCUGUCGGGUGUGGAGAUUAUUUAUUAUUUUACACUGCGGGCCUGUUGCAUGGUCUAUAAGAAUCGGCAACAAUUGGAAGAAAUCGAAGAGAGAAUCCAAAAUCAACCACCACCACCAAUCAAUAUGACCUUGGGCAUGAAAUCUUAUACCGCACCGAUUGUGGUUACCGAAAAACAACCAUUGAAUAGCGAUGAUGGCUUAAAUGCCUCCAAUGAUAAGCCACCAGAUUACAAUGAAAUUGGUGGACGUCGCAGGAAGGCGGAUAAGGAUUAUACAACCUUUGCAAAAUCCAUGUACAAGACCCCAAAAACAUUACCAACGUAUGCUGAUGCAACAACUAACAAUUGGGAAUAUGGUCACUAUUUGCCUUAA
Molecule: messenger RNA, 1023 nt
Organism: Musca vetustissima
Lineage: Eukaryota; Metazoa; Arthropoda; Insecta; Diptera; Muscidae
Product: pickpocket protein 28-like
Exons: 6
Biological process (GO): sodium ion transmembrane transport
Cellular component (GO): membrane
Molecular function (GO): ligand-gated sodium channel activity
Source: RefSeq, a predicted model, not a curated record